Molecule: messenger RNA, 993 nt
Organism: Prunus armeniaca (apricot)
Lineage: Eukaryota; Viridiplantae; Streptophyta; Magnoliopsida; Rosales; Rosaceae
Source: the annotation of a GenBank genome assembly
AUGUGCAACAAGAAGAGUCCACCUCUUCCUACUUCUGCUACUCCUACUUGUCAUGAUGAUGAUCCUGUGCAAACCAGCUCUAUGAUUCAUAAUAUCAUCAAGGAAGAACAACAAGAAACCUCCACAGACCCGGCAGCAGCUCACCGCAAAUCCAGAACCAAGACCAGGAAGCCCAAGUUCUUAAGCCUCCGAUCCCAACUCUCGCUCCCCAAGCAUGAUCACGACCAAGAUUAUUACACAGUAUCAGAUUCGACCACUACAAAUACAAUGACCGCCGGUCAACGCCACCAGCUCAACCUCUUCCCACUCCACCCGGAAAACCUUGUCGACCACCAAGACAAAGCCGACAUGCAGGACGACAACGUGGCCUUGCUCUUCCACUCAGACGGCGGAGCCACCCUCAACGGCCUCCUCACAUCCACCUCCACCGCCACGACCUCCACCUCGACAACCACCACAAUGUCAUCUGACCGAGAGGACCAAGAGUCGUUUUCCACCUACGCCUACUAUAACAUUGUACGGACGGCGAUGAGGAGCAGAGAGAGGGAGACGAGCGUGGAGAAGUGGGUGUGCUACUCGGAGCUGGUGGACAAGAAGGAGGAGGAGCCUCGUCGUGACGUGGAGGUACGGUGGAGGAGCGGGACCUUGGCUUUGAAGCUUGAUUAUGAGGAGAUCUUGAAUGCUUGGUCUGAUAAGGGCCCACUUUGCAUUGAUGGGGACCCACCACAGACUGUUCCUGACCAGCUUUUUCAGCUCCAUGAUAACACUCCCAAUGGUGAGGGAUGUGAUGGGAAUUUAUGGAGGGUCCCAGGAGGAGAGGAUGAGAGCCUGAAAACGAAGAUGGGGAAAACUCAAAGAGAGGCGAGUGUAUUGAGAUACAAGGAAAAAAGGCAAAACAGGCUUUUCUCUAAGCGGAUCCGAUACCAAGUUCGAAAGCUCAAUGCCGAAAAACGACCCCGUAUGAAGGGUCGAUUCGUGAAGAAGAGAAGUUGA